Molecule: messenger RNA, 1833 nt
Organism: Talaromyces rugulosus
Lineage: Eukaryota; Fungi; Ascomycota; Eurotiomycetes; Eurotiales; Trichocomaceae
Exons: 5
Coding region: 1-1833 (610 amino acids)
Biological process (GO): proteolysis
Cellular component (GO): cytosol
Molecular function (GO): epoxide hydrolase activity; zinc ion binding; metallopeptidase activity
Source: RefSeq, a predicted model, not a curated record
AUGACAGCUACAAGAGAUCCCUGCUCACUCUCCAACUAUGGCGCCUGGCGCACAAAACACACUAGUGUCGAUUUCAAAAUCGACUUUGAUGUAAAGCAAAUCCAUGGUUCCGUGGUCUUGCAGCUUGAGAGUCAGACAGACAAGGAGAGCGAAGAAGUCAUCCUUGACUCCAACUCUGUGAAGAUCUCUGAUGUCAGAGUGAACGAUGUAGAGGCCAAGUGGGAAAUAAAGGAUCACUCUGACCCGUUUGGGGCCCCGCUGCAUGUGGCUGUCCCAGGCGGUGUUUCCAAGGAGGAGGUUAUCCACAUAAAGAUCCAUGUUCAAACCACAGACAAGUGUCCUGCGUUGCAAUGGCUCUCUCCAGCGCAGACAUCCAAUGGCAAACAUCCCUACAUAUUCUCUCAGGCUUACCCUAUCAAUGCCCGCUCCAUCUUCCCCUGCCAAGAUAGCCCCGAUGUCAAGUCCACCUUCUCGUUCAGACUUACUUCCAAACUUCCAGUAGUUGCCAGUGGCUUGUAUGUAGGAGAUCGAGACCACACUGCGACUCUUGGCACGGAGAAGGUCUACGAGUUUGAACAAAAGAUUCCUAUUCCUUCGUACCUCUUUGCUGUAGCCUCGGGAGACAUUGCGACAGCCCGGAUCGGGCCUCGAAGCAUUGUUGCUACAGGGCCAAACGAGCUUGCCGCCUGCAAAUGGGAGCUGGAAAAUGAUAUAGAAAAGUUCCUACAGGCUGCCGAGAAGCUUGUCUUCCCUUAUAGAUGGGGGGAAUACAAUGUCCUUAUCCUUCCUCCCAGUUUUCCUUUCGGAGGAAUGGAAAUUCCUAUUUAUACCUUUGCUACCCCAGCCAUCAUUAGCGGUGACCGACAAAAUGUCGACCUCUUUGCCCACGAGUUGAGCCACGGUUGGAGCGGCAAUCUAGUAACCAACUGUAGUUGGGAACAUUUCUGGUUGAAUGAGGGAUGGACUAUAUACCUGCAGAGGCGUAUUGUAGGUGCCGUUAACGGCGACGCCGAGUUUCAUUUCUCUGCCAUUCUCGGCUGGAAACGCCUUGAGGACGACGUCGAACAAUUUGGCAAAGAUCAUGAAUACACCAAGCUGGUUGUCAACCAUGACAAUGUUGAUCCCGACGAAGUUUUCAGUACAGUAGCAUACGAAAAGGGUUUCCAUCUGCUGUAUUAUCUCGAGAAAGUGGUCGGUCGAGAGAACUUUGAUAAAUUUAUCCCUCACUACUUCGACAAAUGGGCCGGAAAAUCAUUGGACUCUUUCGAGUUCCGUGACACAUUCAUGGACUUUUUCAACGAGACGGGCGACGCCGAGAUAAAAAAGAAUAUUGCCACCAUCGACUGGAACGAUAAGCUCUACACUCCUGGUCUACCUCCUAAGCCCGAGUUUGACACCACCCUGGCAGACCAAUGCUUCGAGCUGGCCAACAAGUGGAAGGAUCCAUCAUUUGAGCCUAGUGAAAAGGAUGUUGAAGAGUUCACUGCUAACCAGAAACUCACUUUCCUCGAAACCGUCCAGCAAGCUGAAAAGCCUUUGAGCCCUGAGCGAGCUCAGCUUCUUGGAAAGGUCUACAAUGUCGCUACCUCUACGAGCGUUGAACUGAAAACGUCAUACUUGCUCGUCGCUCUCAAGGCGAAUGAUACAUCGUGUUUCAGUGACGUCGCUGAGUGGCUUGGCCACGUUGGUCGCGUGAAAUACGUGCGACCCUUAUUGCGAGCCCUGAACAAGGUUGAUAGGCAGCUUGCUUUGGAUGCUUUCCAGAGGCACAAAGACUUUUACCACCCCUUCUGCAGGGGGCUGGCUGAGAAAGAUCUCGGUAUCACUGCAUAG